This is a messenger RNA of Stereum hirsutum FP-91666 SS1, 1060 nucleotides long. Its product is annotated as pyruvate dehydrogenase X component. The transcript has 6 exons. Lineage: Eukaryota; Fungi; Basidiomycota; Agaricomycetes; Russulales; Stereaceae. The record is from RefSeq and is a predicted model, not a curated record. Gene Ontology annotation, cellular component: pyruvate dehydrogenase complex. Gene Ontology annotation, molecular function: dihydrolipoyllysine-residue acetyltransferase activity. Gene Ontology annotation, biological process: pyruvate decarboxylation to acetyl-CoA. Bases 59 to 988 code for a protein of 309 amino acids.
GCAGUGGCGAAGACGCUCACCGCUACUACUCGUGCUCUCCUCCUUCUCUCCAUCUCUCAUGUCAAUCGUCUCUUCCCCCAUUAGAACAGUCGCGAGGCUGUCGAGAGUCUCGAAGAGCAGAUGUCUUCACUCGUCUGCUCCUCGUUUGGCCAUCACCAACCUUGAGAUGCCGGCCAUGUCUCCCACCAUGAACGAAGGUGGCAUCUCGUCUUGGAAAAAGAAGGAGGGAGAUUCAUUUAUUGCUGGAGACGUCCUGCUCGAAAUCGAGACCGACAAGGCCACCAUUGACGUCGAAGCUCCAGAUGAUGGUAUUCUGGGCAAAAUUAUCGUCCAAGACGGCGCGAAGAACAUUCCUGUCGGUCAAGUCAUCGCAAUACUCGCGGAGGAAGGAGAUGACAUCUCGAAUCUUCAAGCACCCGAACCGAAGCAGGCUUCUCAACCACCCAAGCAGGAAGCUGCAUCACCGCCGUCUACUCCCCAACCCAAGCAGGACCCGGAGCCCCGUACAACGCCUACCCCAGGAUCCUCGACCUCGACACAUAAGCACAUUCAACACUCUCGACCAUUGUUCCCGUCUGUCGCUCGUUUGCUUCAGGAGAAUGAUGUAGCGGACAUUGAGGCGAUCAAAGGCACCGGUGUUCGGGGCAUGUUGACCAAGGGGGACGUGCUCGCGUACCUUGGCAAGGCAUCCGGUCCUACUGGCACGUUUAAGCAGAAUACCCAGACGCUUCCUGAACUCAAGCAAGCACCUAAGAAGGUUGAGGAGCAGAAGCCUUUGGAUGGCGCAGCUAUUCGCCGUCUGAUCGUCGGAAACAUGACACAGUCUGCUGCUAAGGCAAAAGCAGCUGCCGCUCCCAAGUUGGUUGCAGACUUCGAUUCCGUCAUCUCCGAUUACCUCCCAUCUACUCCGUCGAGCCCCUCUCGUGCACCUAUACCACCACCUCAACCCAAGGCCACCUCCUCAGACUUCCUAGAUGGCUUGGUCUAGAGAGACCGGCUUGCUCUCUUUCACCUUUGGAUAUAUUGAUUAUCUAUACUCGGGCUUGCGGGUAAUAGACAU